AUGGUGAACUUCAUUCCUUUGAAUGCUUUGCGUACUAAGAUCUCAUUCCCUGCAAUCCGUGUUAAGAUAAUCAGCAAAUGGAGUGCAAAAAUCGGAGGAGAUCAUCAUUCGAUCAUGCUCUUAGGGGAUGAGAAUGGAGUAACAAUACAAGGAAGCUUGAACUAUUCUAUUUCUCUACGUAACGAGAUUGAGUUGAAAGAUGGUGAUUGGGUUGAGAUACUCAAUUUUGAAGUAGGACUUGCUACUGAUUUGUACAGACUCACAAAGAACAAAUACAGAAUCAAGUUCACGGAAUCAACUUUGUUUACGAAGAUAGAACCACUCAACGGUUCUAACUUUCUGUGUUGUGCCAACUUUCGUGCUAUAAAGCGGGGUCUUUAUCAUCCUAAGUACUGUGUUGGAGAUCUUAUUGCGCAUCAGCAACCUGAUCCUGCUAACAUUUACAAUACUUUCUUCUAUUCGAUGGAGUUCUCCUUGAUAAGUCUCGGGUUUACUCAUAUAAAGUGUGUUGCUUACGGAGCUCUAGCCCAUAAUUUAAAUGCGUUCUGGCGUUCGACUACUGAAGAUGUUGUGGUGUGUGUUCUAAGGUUAUGGCGAAUUGAAUGGGGAACAGGUGGCUUCAAAUAUGUUACAAACUUACAAGGUGGUUCUGAAAUUCUAUUUGAUACUGAUAUUCCAGAUAUUCAGUUCUUCAAAGCGCAGAUUCCAUUCAUUGAAUUCUGA
Molecule: messenger RNA, 723 nt
Organism: Raphanus sativus (radish)
Lineage: Eukaryota; Viridiplantae; Streptophyta; Magnoliopsida; Brassicales; Brassicaceae
Exons: 6
Coding region: 1-723 (240 amino acids)
Source: RefSeq, a predicted model, not a curated record